ACGAAAACCAGACGUCUUCAGCUUCAGUCCUCCACGUGUCAGCUGGAGGAGCGAUAGUUUCUUCAUUUUCGGGCCUCCAUGCAGUGGUAGAUAUGGACGCAACAAACGAAGAACACACUAGCAAUGUUCUACAAGAGCUGAACAAACAGAGAGCGCGGGCAGAGCUGACGGACGUGGUUCUGGAGGUGGAAGGAAGAAGUUUCCCCUGCCAUCGUGCCAUCCUGGCAUCGUGCAGUCCCUACUUCCGUACCAUGUUCACCAGCGGCUACGCGGAGGCCAAACAGGAGAGGAUCAGCAUCCAGGAUGUUAGUGACGUAGCCAUGGCAACCAUUCUGGACUAUGCCUACACCGGCUGCCUUCAGACAGAGCCAGACCAGGUCCAGGCUGUGAUGUCUGCAGCCAGACUGCUACAGGUGGAUUUUGUUGGUCGUAAGGCAGCAGAAUACAUGAAGGACCAUCUGGACGUGUCCAACUGUGUGGAUGUGUUGAUGUAUGCUGACAUGCUGGGAGACUGUGACCUGGUUGAGGCCAGUAAGAAGUAUAUGGCAUCCAGGUUCGACCAGGUGGCUCUACAACCAUCCUUUGUCCAGUUGCCUCUGAACUACCUCCAAUCAUUGCUUGACAGGGAUGAUCUAAUGACCAACUCAGAAGACAACGUUGUGCAAGCUGCUUUAAGAUGGGUCGACUUUAACCAAGAAGAGCGUUUGCAGUACCUUUCUACCCUUUGCAAAUCAGUACGCCAGUCCCUCAUUAGCACUAAACUGUGUGUUGAAAUUGAGAGAAAGUGCCGGUCGACAAAUAGUGAGUUAGUUUACAGUGACAGUACAGCCCAGCGGCUGGGACAUCUGCGAACUGAACUGCAAAUUUUCCUGCAAGAAGGUUUCUCAAACGAAGAUUGCGCAGUGGCUUCUCCUUGCUAUGACCCUUCCACUGGUCGACUGUAUACGAUUGAUAUGCCUGAAGACCUGGACAGCCUCUCUAGAUCUGUUACAGUAACUCCUGAUCAUGAGCUGUACAUGGCAGGUGACAUUUUUACCAGCAGAGAAAUUGGAAUAAAUGACAGGCAGAAGAAAUUUUACCAGUACAACCACCUCCUGGACACCUGGGAAUCAAGGUGUGGGAUGAUUGAACCAAGAUACAGGUGUGGUCUGGUGUAUCUGAAAGGGUACAUCUAUGCCAUUGGUGGUGAUGAAACCAGAAGAACAGCAGAGAGAUAUGACCCAAGUUGUGAUGAGUGGACGUGCAUACCACCUAUGCCUCACCAAAUGUCCUCAAAACUCUGUGCUGUGACUCUUGAUGACAAUAUCUAUGUCAUGAGUAAUAAAGGCUGCUUUAGCUUCAGUACCACCAAAAACAAGUGGAAGAAGAGAGCGGACAUGAUUAAAAAACCACUGCGUCCUCAGGCUGUUACCUAUCAGGGGCGCAUCUACUGUAUGGACAAUGCCACCUCAAGAAACUCCAGAGUAGAAAUGUAUAACCCAACAACACAUGAGUGGAAGCAGUCUUGGAAUGGCCCUUAUGGCUGCAGGACAGCAAUCCUGAUGAAAUAUGGAGAGACGAUGUACCUCCUCAACGUACAGUACAGAAUGGGGGCUAAUAAGACUUUCAUUUACAAGUACCAGCCAGAGAUGACAGACUCAUGGUUGGAAAUAAAAGACAGGGGUAGUCUGGUUGCCCCCUUGGCAGAGUGGUUAGGUGAUGGGAGUUCAACAGAUUGCCUGACAGCUAGGAUGUUCCCAAAGUGCCUUGGCGAUCCAGACUUGUAUGAGGACGAUCAUGAUGGUGGAGAGGACGACGACUUCUCGUUUUCAGAGUCACCCAGAAGUGACAGGGACAGUGAUGACCUAUCAGACCAUGGAGACGAUUACUAAAGUGAUGAUUUGAGACACUUGAGACACUAGAACAUCAUAGUAUCUUUCUUGAGUCACCAUUGAGAAGAUCUUAAAACAGAGCAAUAGAAAAGUUUUUGAAAUACUUUCUCAUUGCUAUGAGAUUAAAUCCACACAAACAUGCCACUGCAGGCAAUAUCACUAUAUUCACAAAGUUACAAAAAGAAUGAGGGCCAGGUGUGAAUUGUCUCAACACUGAUCCCCCUUAAGGUAGAAAUACAUUGAGAAAAUUGGAAAUUCCAAUCAAUUUAUGGCCUUGUAUUUCAGGUUGUAUAUAACUGAACAAGAUGAAGCUUCAUUACGCUUGAUACAUACUUGUUACAUCUUUUAUUAGCUUUAACUAAAUUUCGGUGAGUAAGUUUAAAGCGUAUUUAAAGAAUGUUACUAAUCCAGCCAUUUUCUUGGCUGUAGUAUAACAAUAUCUCCUUUUAUAAUGUGAUUUGAUGUAAACCCUUUAAAGUUUAUAUGAUGUUGGCAUGCGUAAAUGUAGCUACUUUUAAAGUUUCAUAGCCAUGACGUUGUAUUACUACUACACUAGCAGUCACAGUAUUUUCUAUUCACGCAAUCAUUAAAUGUGGAGAAAUAAAGCCAUUUACUAACCCCAA
Branchiostoma floridae (Florida lancelet) is the source of this 2494-nucleotide messenger RNA. RefSeq names its product kelch repeat and BTB domain-containing protein 2-like. Lineage: Eukaryota; Metazoa; Chordata; Leptocardii; Amphioxiformes; Branchiostomatidae. The coding region runs from base 93 to 1871 and encodes 592 amino acids. Gene Ontology annotation, molecular function: protein binding. The record is from RefSeq and is a predicted model, not a curated record. The transcript has 5 exons.